Messenger RNA from Xylaria bambusicola, 1109 nucleotides. RefSeq lists its product as uncharacterized. NCBI's taxonomy places the organism in Eukaryota, Fungi, Ascomycota, Sordariomycetes, Xylariales, Xylariaceae. The coding region runs from base 220 to 1041 and encodes 273 amino acids. The record is from RefSeq and is a predicted model, not a curated record. The transcript has a single exon.
GAUUUUGGUUUCUGGUUGUGUUAUUGCUCCAUGUACUGAACAUAUUGUGCCUUUGGUGAAACCUCGAGCAAGAUAAAUAGGUGCUGGUAUCAGCUUCUUACAUGACCAUAAUGAACUCAUACAUUCACGCUUCAUUAUAUAACUGUACUUGUCUCUACAUACCAUCUUCGAUUUUCCCAACCACUACUCUAAAUAGCCUGAUCUUGCCCUUAUCCCAAAAUGGCCCCAAGUACGAUUUUGAACUCACUUAGCGAACCUUUGCCACGUUACCCAGCCGAUGGCCUAGACGCUUUGCCAGACAUCCAGCCAUCUGGCAGUUCGACAAAGGAGACGAAUCCUCCAAAAUUCUGGGUCAUGGGUAGGGACUGGGCGGCGAGCGGUGUCAAUGCCAUCACGGCAUCUCGUCGCCGACUUGUAGCCGCUGGUCUUGAAACGGAGUUCAUCUAUAAAAAGGAGACAGCAAUAAAGCUCCUGACCGAGGGAGACGUAACUCGGGCUGCAGCUCUGUAUCUGCUGCACCCAGUCAACCAAGCCCUGUCUGCUCUUAACCCGGAUAUUUCGUGUCUCUCGGAGCAUCAUGGAAACACAAUCCGAAGCGAUGUAACCUAUAAGUUUGGCCUCGAUCGCGCUUUUGCCAUUGUUGAGUUCAAGAAAAGGGGUGUUAUCCGUAUGGAGGAGUUUAGGGGUGCCUUGCUUGAGCUAAAUAACGACAGAGCUCGUGCUCAGGCUCAAAUUAAUGACAAAAUCAUGUCAGCAAUGGAUGAGCGGGGAAUGUCCUUUUUCCGGAAAAACUCUCUCAACCUACUUAAGCAAGCUGCGAACUACGCAGUUAAACACGGAACCAAUUACGUUGCUAUGUUCGACUGGAAUUAUCUUAUUCUAAUCACCUUCAACUUCGAUACCAGCCCACCCGUUGAAGACCGGGAGAUCAACGGCGCUGGGGAUUACUGUAGCAUCCGAGUCAUAGAAGAGAACUCGCCUGGCAUGCGUAAAGCAUUGUUUGCAUUUCUAUGUGCAGCGGCUGGGUUGAUCACACAUUGAUCAGGUGGCAAAGGGUAUGUAUUAUUGGCCCACCUAGGCUCAAUAAGCACGGCUCUAUUGUUGUUGCU